This is a messenger RNA of Nylanderia fulva, 2782 nucleotides long. Its product is annotated as dynein regulatory complex subunit 11-like. The record is from RefSeq and is a predicted model, not a curated record. Lineage: Eukaryota; Metazoa; Arthropoda; Insecta; Hymenoptera; Formicidae. Gene Ontology annotation, molecular function: ATP binding; protein binding; ATP hydrolysis activity.
GGCCUUUUUCCAAUAAAAGUCUAAUUCCAACCCUAACAGCACACAUAUCUUGUAGACGUUCAAAGAACAUCCUGAGAAUAUUCGAAUGACCUCUGGAUAUCCUCUGAAUGUCUUUCCAAUUAUGAUGUGCUAUUAGGGAACUUUAUAUCCUCCCUUUGUUCCUCCCUAUAAGAUUUCUACCCGAUGAGGUCAUCAUCGUAUAUAGUUGCCAGGUAACCGCGACAAUCGAUUGUUAGCCGUAGCUAUGAGAAUCGCGGACAGAGGCCCGAUACAAAUUUCGACAAGUGUUUUCGAACGUCAAGCAUUCGUCAAAGAAAAAUGUCGAGCGCGACAUACGACGAGCUCUGGAGGGAAGCCCAGACGUUGCUCGCGGAGACGGUGCAGACGGACACGGUGCUCCAGGGCGCGAAGCCGCAAAAGGAUCGCAAGAAGGCUCACGACGCCGUCUCGACCUUGUACGUCCGCUACAUCCUCAUCUGCAACAAGCUCGAGCGGUGUUACGAUCAGGUGAUACAGCCGCAGAAGCGUCUGCUGCUCGAGAGAUCGCUGAACGCAAGUCUGGGCAGGGUGUUGGAGCUUAAACACGACCUGGUCAAUGUUGACCUGUCGGAACACAACUAUUACGACGACGCGUUGCUCGAGUGCGGCGUGACGCCGCAGGAGGCCGAGAUCCAGGUGCCGAGGUACUACAGACGCGGGCGAAUCGCGGAAAUCGAGGAGAGACGGAAGUUCAUCGAGGACACCCUUCGAAAUCUGGGCGCGCUUCACGAGGCCGUAGUCCCAAAAAAGAUCACCGAGUCGCAAGCUAUACGACUUAUUCAGGCCCACGAACGAGCAAGACAAGGUAGAUUGCGGUAUCAGUUUAUGAAAGAAAUCCGUGAGAUGAAAGAAAGAUCGACUACUAAACCAGAAGUUGCUGAGCAGGAUGAAGCGACCGAAAAGCUCGCAGCGCAGAAAAUUCAAAAGAUGUGGAAAGGCUAUAUCACCAGAUGCCACGUUCGCAAGAGACGCCUCGAGGAGAUGCUGUUGAUAGGAAUGCUGCAGCCUAGUCAAACGAUUACGGAAAAUGUCAGACGAGCGGAGAAAUUGAAGCAGCAAAGGUACGAGAAGCAAUUGGAUUUUCAGCAACAAUACCAAGAUCUAAUACUGGAAGCGAAAGAGAGAAUACGUAAGGAGAAGAGCGCCAUAAUGGAGGAAAAUAUCAGGAGCGAAAUUCGAAAUUGGAUCGACACUUAUUUCCAACAAACCGGGAAAAUACCCGAUUUACCAUCCGCCGAGAGCGGUGGUUCGCGCAUGAUUUUCAGCAGACAGGGAACUGAAAGUACCGUGAGCAAAUCCACGGCGGUGUCAUCGAAGGAAUCGAAGAAAUCGAAACGUUCGAAAUCGAAGAAAGAUAGCGAAACGGAACAGUCGGAGGACGAGACAGAUCUGGGAUUUAAAUCGGUUCCUUCCAACUUCCUACCGGAAUUGAUACAAGCAAAUCAGGAGUAUCAGGACGUUUGGAGGGACAAAGAUGAAUCUACAAACCCGAUGCAACUACCUUAUCGCGACAUGAUAGAAGCUGAGAAGACGAGGGAAGUUGAAGACGAAGUCAGAACAGUUGUGGAUCAGGCGAUAAGAAACGAUAUAGAGGCUCUUCAGGCUGCGUUGGACAGAGACAGAGGAUUCAAGGGAAAACGGGCGAAGAAACCGCAAAAACGUCUUCGUAGAAGCGGAAAGAAAAAUAAAAGGAAGAAAGAGAAAGAUCUAACGCCCGACAGAACGACCGAGUCUCUUUUCGAGGAACUUCUCACGCAGGGUAUUAUUAAGUUACAUCGCGAGGUUUCCCUGGACGAGUUUAAGGGCGAAAAGUCAUUCGCGAACUACGAUCUUCGUAUGAAAGAGAAAGAUCCUCUUCCAGCACUUGGUGAUAUAAGGCAAUUGAUUGCCGAGUACUGCAUACUUCCGAUGGGUAAUCAAGUCCUGAGAGAAUUUACACCACUUAUACGAUCUGUUCUGAUAGCCGGUCCCCAUGGUAGCGGCAAAAAGUUGCUGGUAAACGCGAUCUGUACGGAACUCGGAGCUACGCUCUUCGACAUCACGCCGGCAAACAUAGCUGGCAAAUAUCCCGGUAAAUCGGGAUUGAUCAUGCUCGUCCAUUUAAUCUCGAAGGUAUCACGAUUGCUGCAGCCGUCAGUGAUUUUUAUGGAUGAUGCGGAAAAACCGUAUGUAAAGAAAGUACCAAAAACGGAUAAGACCGAUCCGAAACGUUUGAGGAAAGAUCUACCGAAACUGGUCAAGAAUAUCACAGGCGAGGACAGCGUUCUGCUCGUCGGGACAUCCAGCAAACCUUGGGACGGCGAUCAGAAACUCUUAUUUCAGACCUACGACAAAGUAAUCUACAUUCCUAGACCGGACUAUGGCACUGUGUCUCUCAUAUGGAAGCAUCUAUUGUACAAAUACUCGGGUAUUAAUCGUCAGUUUGAUACAUCGGCUAUGGCUAAAGCGUGCGACGGUUUCACCAUCGGCACCAUUUUAGCAACGAUUAACGAGGUGAUGACUACAAAACGUAUGGUACAACUGCGAACACAUCCUUUAACACAUGCCGAAUUAGUGAACGCGUUGAGUUUCAAGGAUCCGGUGUAUCGCGAAGAGGAAGAUGCAUUUUUAGCCUGGUUUUCCAAGACGCCAACCUGUCGACGAAAACAAAAGGCUCUUGAAUUGGAACUGGAGAAAUUGGACGAAGCAAAUGACUCGCAAAAAAAGAAGAAGGGAAAAUAAUAAAUAUAAAAAUCUCGUGUAA